Trichoderma asperellum CBS 433.97 is the source of this 348-nucleotide messenger RNA. The record is from RefSeq and is a predicted model, not a curated record. Lineage: Eukaryota; Fungi; Ascomycota; Sordariomycetes; Hypocreales; Hypocreaceae.
AUGCGGUCAUCUUCUAUUGUUGCUGUUGCUAUCUCCUUUGGAACCUCUGUUGUUGCUACGGGUGGAUUUCAAGUUAAUGCUUAUGAAUAUGGGUGUGGCAAUGGAUAUGUUGGUCAAAUCGACCUUGACAAUUGGAAUGGUGGUUGGACGCCUUGCGCAUCCUGGGGUCAACCUAAUGCAUGGUAUUUAAAUGUUGCUAAUAACUGGAGUGGAAGUAAUAUCUGCUGUUUUGCUUAUGCAGAUGCUGCCUGCAGCCAGCCGGUUAGUGGUUUAUUUGAUGGCUCUGGAGGAUGUGCUUAUACCAGCGGCAAUGGAGUGCCUUACAUUAUGUGUCACUCAUGUGUUUAA